Molecule: messenger RNA, 665 nt
Organism: Amphimedon queenslandica
Lineage: Eukaryota; Metazoa; Porifera; Demospongiae; Haplosclerida; Niphatidae
Exons: 3
Coding region: 40-528 (162 amino acids)
Source: RefSeq, a predicted model, not a curated record
GGGACUGGGGGAAGGAGGUCGAGGUCUGGUACCCCUCUUAUGGACGAGACACCAGUUACCAUGGUAACACUGGCCCCUCCUGUUAAGGAUGAGAAUUCAUCAGAGAAUAACAUUAAUAUAUCAGAGAAUGUAUCACUGUGCCCUCCAGGAGAGGAGGAGGAGAAUAUAAGAACAGCUCCAGGAGGAGCUACAGUUACCAAUGAGAUAGGAAUACAGACUGAAGGGGAGGAGUCUGCAGCAGUAGAGCCUGUGGGGGUGGAGUCUGAGGAGGAGGAGGAGUCUGAGGUCGAUGAGUAUGCAGGGGUUAAGGUUGGACCUGAGGUUGACUUUAAAAGAAUGAAAUCUAAAAUAUUGAAGAGUUAUUUGGACAAAGCUAAUAUAUUAGUGGCAUCAGCAAGAGUAAUGUCAAAUACUGACAGUAAGAACAAAGAUGUGAUAUUGAGAUCUUUAAGGAAGUCAUUAUCAGCUCUUGGUAAGAGGGGAUUGAGAGAGUUCAGAGUUGGAGCUGGCAUAAUUAAACAAGAAUGACCAUUAAACUGUUUCUUGAUCAUUAAUCAUUAGUUAUUCAUUAUAUUGCAACUGAUUACUUAAUUGAUUAUCAAUCAUUGUCCUUGUUGUUGUGUUUCAUUGGAAUGCUUUUCAUUAUUGCUUUCUUUGUACAUUUA